GAAGCAGUCUGCAAAGGGUUCUAGACGUUAACGGUUCUUCUUAAUAUCAAACUCAAAACCAAGAGCAAAAUCGUUGCGUGCGUUCUAACAGUUUCUGAUUGUUUAAAUCAAGUGAAGAAAGUGCUAUAAAAAAUAUACAUUCAACUAUUUGCUGCAGUUAUUAAAGUAACCUCAGCAAAUAUACACGGCAGUAAAACUACCAAACAAAUUCAAUAAAAAAAAGAAGUUGAAAUGGAUUCUGCUGCAGCUGCUGCCGCCAAGCGCGUACAAAUCGAGAAGGCACACAAUUUUAUGCGUCAAUAUCGUGAUCCCGAGUCGCGGGAACUGAAGAAACUGUCGGCAAAUCAGUUUAUGGAUGUGUGGGCGCACUACGAUAAAGAUGGCAACGGCUACAUUGAGGGCACGGAAUUGGAUGGCUUUCUGCGUGAGUUUGUGUCCAGCGCCAAUGCCACUGACAUCAGCCCCGAGGCUGUCACUGACACAAUGCUGGAGGAGCUGAAGUCCUGCUUUAUGGAGGCCUACGAUGAUAAUCAGGAUGGCAAAAUCGAUAUCCGAGAGCUCGCACAACUUUUGCCCAUGGAGGAAAAUUUCCUUUUGCUCUUCCGCUUCGAUAACCCCUUGGAAUCAAGCGUCGAAUUCAUGAAGAUCUGGCGUGAAUACGAUACUGAUAACUCUGGUUACAUUGAAGCGGAUGAGCUUAAGAAUUUCUUACGUGACUUGCUCAAAGAGGCCAAAAAGAUCAAUGAUGUCUCCGAGGAUAAGCUUAUUGAAUACACAGACACCAUGCUCCAAGUUUUCGAUGCCAAUAAGGAUGGCCGUUUGCAGCUCUCGGAAAUGGCCAAACUACUUCCGGUUAAGGAGAACUUCCUAUGCCGUCAGGUAUUCAAGGGUGCUACCAAACUGACCAAGGAGGACAUUGAGAAAGUCUUCUCAUUAUACGAUCGCGAUAACAGCGGUACCAUUGAGAAUGAGGAGCUGAAGGGCUUCCUGAAGGAUCUGUUAGAACUGGUCAAGAAGGAUGACUAUGAUGCUCAGGAUCUGGCUGCAUUUGAGGAGACAAUCAUGCGAGGCGUUGGUCAUGACAAACAUGGCAAGAUCUCACGCAAAGAGCUGACCAUGAUUUUACUGACCCUGGCCAAAAUAUCGCCUGAAGAUGAGCAGUAAGAUUUUAGUGUCCGUCGAUGCCAACGAAACGAACCGUAAGAUUUGUUAGCACAACAGCACAACAAUAUAAAUAUAUAUUUUUGUUACCAAUUUGGGUAAACGGCAGAGUUUUUUGGCCACAAUGCCAAUCGAUUACUUUAAUAAGGCCCCAUUCAUAGGUGGCUAGCUGAGAGGAAAGCAACUCCCGAAAUGCAAAACCUCUGCAAAAUAAAUAUAUUAAAAUAAAUUAAAGAUUACAAAACAAAAAAUUGAUAAAUUGACAAAUUGAUGAAGCGCUAAAUUUCCAUCAAAAUUACAAAGCAAAUAUAAGCUAAUAUAAAUGUUUCAAAUUAAAUAAAUGUUUAUGCAUGUUAAGCUUUUGAAAGUCUAUUUCCUAAACAACAACAACAUCAACAACUACCAAGGCAUAAGAACCCAACAAUAUUAUGUACUAUGUGUAUUCGUAAUUUAACAAUAAAUAAUAAUAGUAUGAAAUAUACUUACUUAUAAAACUAAAGUAAUUACUUUUAUGAUAAUGCAACUCGAAACCAGCCAGAAACACACAAAAAACAAAAAAACAAA
Molecule: messenger RNA, 1725 nt
Organism: Drosophila albomicans
Lineage: Eukaryota; Metazoa; Arthropoda; Insecta; Diptera; Drosophilidae
Gene: Cbp53E
Product: calbindin-32
Exons: 11
Coding region: 232-1164 (310 amino acids)
Biological process (GO): regulation of long-term synaptic potentiation; regulation of presynaptic cytosolic calcium ion concentration
Cellular component (GO): synapse; cytosol; dendrite
Molecular function (GO): calcium ion binding
Source: RefSeq, a predicted model, not a curated record